AUGUCUUCGCCACUGUCCGCUGCGAUGAAAGUUGACCGCACGACCGUCCUGUUGGGCGUGGUCGCGGUCGUGUUGAUCGGUCUCGCCGUGUUCCUUCGCCCUCCCCCGCCGCAGACGCACCCGUUCUUGCUCGGUCGCCAGUCGACCUCGGCCCCGACGCGCAAGCCGAGCGAGUCGCCCGUCUACGGCAGUUCGUCGACGGGAGGCGUCCGAGCCCCGAUUCGACCGGACAAGAGCGUGAAGCGACUGCGCGACGUGCUCGAGCGGUCAAAGUCCUGCUUCGAAGGCGGCGAACAAGGCAGCGUGUGGAUUCACCGCGGCGACAAGCUGCUCGACGUCGUCCUCGCCGUCAAGCACGGCCUUCUGUCGACCCUCGGGAAAGGGGAUGAACCGGUCGCGGUUGUCAUUGAGCAUCCUGCAGGUAGGUACCACCCCGUCUCUUGCUACCUAGCCUUUGUCGCAUCCUUUGGUGCUGACGCAUCCUUUGGUGCCUGCACACCCAGACGCUUUCGUCGCCACCCUGGCCCUGUCGUUGACGGCCCAUCGACCGAUCGUCAUUGCGCCUGGGAGCAAGAUCCCCGCCGACCUCGAGCCGGUCGGGGCCAUCAUCUACUCAGCGUCGUUCCUCUCGACCGUACAGUUCAUUCCGGGCUCCUCUGAAGCCAAGACGAUCGUGCUCGGCGCGAGUGACGAAGAGGAGGAUCGCGGCGAUGCCGAGUACGACCCUCCGACCGUCGCUGCAGAACUCUUGAUCACGGGGCGCAGUCUCCUCGCCGAGGCCAAAGAAGCGGCCGACAAGUCCCCCGAAAGGCUUUCGGAGGAGGACGAGGUUGAUCCCAAAGACGUCGCGCUGACGAUCGUCUCUGACGGCGUCGCCUUGCCUUUGACCCACAUCGUGAGUGCUCCAAUAUUGGUGCCAAAACCCGCGGUGUCGCCCUCGUCUGAGCCACCAUCCCUCAAACACCCACAGAACCUUACCGCCUCGAUCGUUUCGUUUUCGACGCUCUUCCUUUCCUCCCCGAAACCGUUGCGCCCCACCAUUUACGACUCGCUGCUGUCUCUACACCACCCUAGCACGCCCUACGGCUUCGGGCUCGCACUCUUCACCGUCUACACGUCGUGCUCCCUCGCGCUCCGCACGUUGCCGGAGGAAGCGACGCACGAGGACCUCGAGCAACUCCUCGCGCCGACCCGAUCGAACGGUCCUCCCGCCACGCUCGUGUUUGGGCCGACCUCGCGCCUCUCGUUCCCGCUGUACCGCCUGCUGCUGAGCAGGAUGCUCGGCGACUCGGCGGCCAUCAUCCGACAGUCGCGCAACAGCAAGAUCCGGCUGCUGCGCGAAGGCGUCAUCACGCGCGAUUCCGUGUGGGAUUCGCUCCUCUUCAAGGGCGUGCGCAAGGACGCGCACCUCACGCGACUCCGCGCCGUCUUCUUCACUUGCUCCGCGGGGGCGGACAACGAGAUGGGUCUGCCAUUGGAACAGGCUCGAGCCGAGAUGUUCAAGGCGACGUUGGGGAUCCCCGUCGUGUCCGUGCUGGCGCACUCGGCGAUCUGUGGGCCCAUCGCGAACUCGAUCUACUAUGACGCCCAGCGAUUACCCAGCCCCGUCGGGACGCAGGACGAAGCCUCGGAUAGGACCCACGUCGGCGCGCCUUCGGUCGGGGUCGAGCUCAAACUGAUUGGCUGCGACGAAGCGCAGAUCCAGCACGAACAACGCUUCAAGGGCGAGAUCGUCGUUCGUACCCCGGUGCUACCUCACCCCAAGACGCUGCCCACCAUACACAUGAUCACGGACGAUGAACUGCCGGCCUUGCCACCGUAUCCCGACGCCAAGAAAGCGACCGUUGAGGACGAUGCCGGCAAGUGGUUCAAGACGAGCAUUCAGGCAGAGAUGGGCAAGGAGGGCGCUCUCUGGUUGUUGUAG
Molecule: messenger RNA, 1924 nt
Organism: Microbotryum saponariae
Lineage: Eukaryota; Fungi; Basidiomycota; Microbotryomycetes; Microbotryales; Microbotryaceae
Source: the annotation of a GenBank genome assembly